UCAUCAUCAGUCAGUCAGUGCGAGAGUUCCGAGAGUUCAGUUUUCGUUCGUAAACAAAUGGACAACAAAAUCCAGAAAAGUGUUGAAUUUCCGCUGAUUUUCGUUUAAUUUUUGUGUAAAAAGUCGUACAAAACGAGAAAAUGAUCCAUGACAUCCUUUUCACGCUGUUUUCGUCAAAUUCAGACCUUCCUAUCGAGAAUUUUACGAUUCCGGAAGUGGCAGCAAACUUUUUGCACCCGGGGGAAAUUAAAAUCCUCGAAGAUCUCAUCCGGAUAGCCAAUCAGUACAAGGAGCUGAAAAAGUUCGUCCACCAGUAUGGUACGCAAUCGGCCGGAUUGGUGAAGCCAAAGCAGCAGAAGCCCUCGGAGGAACCGCUACCGCAGGGACUGUACCUGCAGGCAUUUGCCGAUGGAUUAGAUUUGGCGGUGAAACCGUACCGUGAUUUGAUAGUGCAUCUGGAGGCGUACUACUUGAAGCGGCCGAACCUGUCGCUGAUCUUCAUCUACCACCAGGUGAACCAGUAUCAGUCACUGUUUGGAUUUUUGCUCCGGCUGGUCAGCGGAGUCGUCACGCAGCGAAUACACGGCUGUGCGCUGUUGCAGUAUUUGCAGCAGAAUUGUCUGCACGGCAAUGAGAAGCACUACCAGGCUGUGAAGUUGAUUCAAAACGCAGUCUAUGCCAUUUUCAUAAAACAGCUGUUCGGGUGGUUGCUGCAUGGGAAAUUUGUUGAUCAGUUUGGGGAAUUUUUCAUCCAGCAUGUGGACAAUACCAAAACGGCUGGCAUCGGUUCCUUGCAGGGCACCACCGGUGGUACCGGUACUCACUUGUCGGUGAACUCGUUCUCGGACAACACCAGCAUCAAUACGGAACUUUGGCGCUACGAAAUCCGACACGAAAUAUUGCCUUACUAUUUCCCCACGAGCUGGGCGGAGAAGGUGCUGUUCGUAGGGCAAACCGUCCUGAUGUUGAACUGCGACCCGAGGGAUCACACGGAUAAGCGAACUACAGGUGAUAGGAAGUUUGCCGCCAUCAAGGAUAGUUUGUGGGGUGAUCAGGAAUGUGCCUUUUUCAAAAAGUUCCAUCAGCUGCAAUUGGAUGAAAAUCUGAAUAUUGCCAAGUUUGAACACAUUGUUGAUGAGAUUAAGCUCUGCGUUACGGAGCAGAUGUCGGAGAUUGCCAUCAAGGAGGCUGAUCUAAUCAAACAGCUCAAGUUGAUUAAAGAUUACUAUCUACUUGGAAGAGGCGAACUGUUCUCGGAACUGUUAAGACAAACUAAAUCACUUAAGACUCUGUUCUCGAAAGGAAUUACUGACGGGUCGUCUAGGGAUAUGAAUCGAGCAUUCCAGUUGGCAGCGAGUAGUGUGAACAUCACCGAAGACGUCGAGCAGUUUUCGUUUGCCUUGCCGCCUAAAGAGGAAGUCGAUAGCUUUUGCUAUGAAACCAAAGGAAUUCUCAGCUACAUCACCCUAAAGUACAAAGUGAAGUGGCCUCUUCAUUUACUAUUCUCCCCUAAAACCCUUGAUAAGUAUAAUGAAAUGUUCAGAUUCCUGCUGCGAAUCCGUAAGAUCCAGUACGAUAUUCACCAGGUCUGGUCGCUACAACGAGAGAACAAAGUGAAGAAAAACUCCGAACUGCUACAGUUCCGUAACAAGCUGAUGUUCCUCAUCGACAACUUGCAGUACUAUCUGCAGGUAGAUGUCCUUGAAAGCCAAUUCAGCAUCCUGAUGGGUGCCAUUGGCGAAACAAAAGAUUUCGAACGCAUUCAACGUGCCCAUACGGUUUUCCAAGCGAACGUUCUGGGUCUGUGCUUUUUGCUUUCGAACAACGCCCCCGAUAUGACGACGAACACGACGGGCAUCAUCCAGGUUAACGAGAAUCCCGUGCUCACCAUUUUGGAUAAGGUGCUGGUUAUCGUGGACAAGUUUUGUUCGUUUUGCAGUAGCUGCAAGGAUCCCAUGACUAAAGUGGAGCGACAGGAGUUCAACGGCUAUGAUCAAGCAUUCAAAAACCACGUUGAUUCCUUGCUGCAGCUUCUGAUUGGUCUUAAGGCUGGCCCAAGCAGUGCGCCGCUGUCCCAACUGCUGUUACGAUUGGACUUCAAUCACUGGUUUAGUAAUAAUACACAAACACAAUCUUCCUAAAAAGGUAUGUAUUUUUCCUUCGCUUUAUUGGUCGACUUCCAUUUUCUGCAAAUGCGCCUUCAUGAGGAUACACUUGGUCAUCACGCAAUCGCAAGGUAAGCCGUGCUCCUCCUGUUCAACGUCCAAUAGCGUCAGUUGCAAGUUGUAUCUACAGAAUAAGAAUCGUUACAAAUUA
Aedes albopictus (Asian tiger mosquito) is the source of this 2316-nucleotide messenger RNA. RefSeq names its product gamma-tubulin complex component 4 homolog (gene Grip75). Bases 141 to 2141 code for a protein of 666 amino acids. Gene Ontology annotation, biological process: cytoplasmic microtubule organization; mitotic cell cycle; microtubule nucleation. NCBI's taxonomy places the organism in Eukaryota, Metazoa, Arthropoda, Insecta, Diptera, Culicidae. The record is from RefSeq and is a predicted model, not a curated record. The transcript has 4 exons. Gene Ontology annotation, cellular component: equatorial microtubule organizing center; centrosome; spindle pole. Gene Ontology annotation, molecular function: gamma-tubulin binding; microtubule minus-end binding.